AUGAGUUCAUCAAAUACAGAACCAGUAAGCAAGAUGAUCCUAGCAGCUGAUAUCGCCGAAGCGAGAAUUGCUGGUAUUGAAACUCCAGCGGAUGAUCCACGCAAGAAAGCUGAUGCAGAAAAUCAAGGCUGGCUGUCAGGAGAUCAAUUCACAAUUUCUGAAACUCCAGUAGCUCCUCUUAAUGCGGUGGUUGGUACCAAGGAAUGA
Rotaria socialis is the source of this 207-nucleotide messenger RNA. NCBI's taxonomy places the organism in Eukaryota, Metazoa, Rotifera, Eurotatoria, Philodinida, Philodinidae. The record is from the annotation of a GenBank genome assembly.